CCAUGAUCCAUCCGGACACUGAAGGCGCGAGCAAUGUCGCAGGAGCAAGCUUUUUGUUGGACUCUUCGACUUGUAUGCCAACUAGUAGUAGUGGGACGAGGACUGCAUACCUUGUAUCACCGGCAUCGUUGAUUCUUUCACCCACGCGACGUGCUGAAGAUGGCC
This is a messenger RNA of Amoebophrya sp. A25, 165 nucleotides long. The record is from the annotation of a GenBank genome assembly. Lineage: Eukaryota; Dinophyceae; Syndiniales; Amoebophryaceae.